AUGGGAGUUGCUGGUUCUUCUAAGAAAAGGGUUCGUAGUAUGACAAUCAUAAUAGCAGCAUCCAUAUCAGCUGCAAUAUUAUUCUUCUGCGUCUUCACUGUCAUUCUUCGCCUGAGAAGGAGGUCUUCUCAGCAAAAUGUUGAAGCACCCGAAAUAAAAAUGGAGAGAGCUCCCAGCAACACCAGCAUCGCUGCUCUGGAGAGCAGUUUCAUUCCAUACAUGAGAAUUAAUGAUAUUGACCCAUUCCAAACAGAGAGGCCUGUCAUUUUUAGUUUGAAAGUAGUUGGAGAUGCUACAGCUAAUUUCGAUGAGAAAAGAAAGAUCAGCGAGGGAGGAUAUGGCAGUGUUUACCUUGGUUUCAUAGGAGCACAUGUUGAGUUGAUUGGUUAUGCUGCUGGGGAUGAUCACCUGUACCUUGUGUAUGAAUAUGUCCAGAAUGGAUCACUUAGUGAGCAUCUACAUGAUCCGUUGCUGAAAGGCCAUCAACCUCUUUCAUGGACCGCUAGAACACAGAUAGCAUUGGAUGCAGCACGUGGUAUUGAGUACAUUCAUGAUCAUACUAAGGCCUGUUAUGUGCAUCGUGGCAUCAAAACAAGCAAUAUUCUGCUCGACAAUGGAUUAAGAGCUAAAGUUGCAGAUUUCGGACUAGUGAAGCUUGUUGAGAGUAGUGAUGAAGAAGAAUCACCGUCAGUUCUUGAACUUCACAUGACUACCAAGUCUGAUGUGGAUGCAUUUGGAGUAGUUCUUGCAGAGCUCAUUACUGGACUCCGUGCACUUAUCCGGGAUAACAAAGAAGUCAACAAGAUGAAGUCAAUAAUCUCAAUUAUGAGGAAAGUCUUCAAAUCAGAAGAUCUAGAGAGCUCAUUGCAAACAGUUAAAGAUCCUAACUUGAAGGACAGCUAUCCCAUAGAAGAAGUGUGCAAGAUGGCAAAUGUUUCAAUGUGGUGCCUAAGUGAGCAUCCAUUGAACCGGUCUGAGAUGAGGGACAUCAUGCCAACUCUGUGUCAAAUCCAUCUCACCUCUAUUGAGCGGGAAGCAUCACUUGGAGGUGAUGGCGAAGUAUUUAGUGGUGUUUCCUAUGGUAGAUGA
Molecule: messenger RNA, 1089 nt
Organism: Miscanthus lutarioriparius
Lineage: Eukaryota; Viridiplantae; Streptophyta; Magnoliopsida; Poales; Poaceae
Source: the annotation of a GenBank genome assembly